AUGCUUUCAAGCUUGUCAGAGAUUCAGUUAAGCAAGAAAGUGUAUCAGCAGAAGAAGAAGGGAAGUUCAUCUAAGAAAAAGCAUUUAAAAAGAAAACAACCAGCUGAACCUUCUUCUCCUACAUCUUCUGAGGAAACUGUUUCUGAGUCUGGGACUCCAAAACCAUUAAGAACACCACCUCCUAAAAACUCAACCAUCAGAAGAUCACAAUCACCAAAAACACCUUCACCACCUAGACAUUCUUCACCAAUUCAAACAACUCCACUUCCUGAAAUUCUAACACCAGAUCCUCCAGCAAUGCCUCAAUCACACUCAAUUCCAACUCAUAUUCCUUCAUCAACAAUAUCUACAACUGUUUUACUAACUCCUCCACCGACAUACCUUCAAGGCCGCAGGAAGUCCAUUCCUGUUCAUAUCAAAAAGAAUACAUUCAAAAGAUCUCGCUUUGAGUAUGAUCGUUUUUCACAAGUUGAACUAGAAGAUGUGGUUGUUUCUGAUAUUGAUUCAUCUGAUAAUGAUGCCAAUCAGAGUCGAGAUGAUCAAAAUCCUGAUGAUCAACCCGAGAGGGAGAAUAUUCAAGAUAGUGGAGAGGGUCAUAACAUAACACAAGAAGCAAGUGGUCAAGAAAAUGUUGCUGAUGUUGCUCAAAAUUCUACAACAGAAGGAAAUCAAGAUCAAGAGAUACCUGAGCAA
Molecule: messenger RNA, 693 nt
Organism: Erigeron canadensis
Lineage: Eukaryota; Viridiplantae; Streptophyta; Magnoliopsida; Asterales; Asteraceae
Product: platelet glycoprotein Ib alpha chain-like
Exons: 3
Source: RefSeq, a predicted model, not a curated record